This is a messenger RNA of Lachancea lanzarotensis, 1038 nucleotides long. It is a transcript of the gene SOL1, whose product is annotated as LALA0S02e06920g1_1. The coding region runs from base 1 to 1038 and encodes 345 amino acids. Gene Ontology annotation, biological process: pentose-phosphate shunt; carbohydrate metabolic process. Gene Ontology annotation, molecular function: 6-phosphogluconolactonase activity. The record is from RefSeq and is a predicted model, not a curated record. Lineage: Eukaryota; Fungi; Ascomycota; Saccharomycetes; Saccharomycetales; Saccharomycetaceae. The transcript has a single exon.
AUGACCACGACAGUGCCCAAAGUUUUCGCUUUCCAUGAGUUCACAGGGGUUGCUGAGGCCGUUGCGGAUCACGUAGUGAACGCUCAAAAUAUGGCACUUACCAAGGAACCGUACGCAAUUCGGAACGGUAGUAUCAGUGGGAGCGUAGGAAUGGGGGCUGGUGGUUCCGGUGUGUCCGCUGGUGCCAAUGGGUCGCUUAUGGUGCCCCAGUUAUCGGGAGCCGUGUCAAGACAGGCCAGUACUAGAAGCAUAUCUGGUCGUGAACCAAGCACACCAGCCAGCGGAGCAUCAAAUCCUAACAUCAGAGCGCCCAGCAGUAGUAAGCUGAAAAAAAUCAAGGAAAAACGUUUUAAAAUCGCACUCUCAGGUGGGUCCCUGAUUCAAGUACUACACGAAGGUCUACUCAAAAGACGGGACGUACAAUGGGGGAAAUGGGAUAUCUAUUUUGCAGACGAAAGAUUGGUACCCUUCAGUUCGCCAGAUUCGAACUUUGGGCUCACCAAAAGUAAAAUUUUGGAUUUUAUCGAUGUCACAGCAUAUGGGGCACCUCGUGUCUUCCACAUCAACGAAUCGUUGAUCGAGGACCCUCAAGAGUGUGCCGACGACUACGAGAAGGUGCUUAUAAAGGGCUUUGCUGGCAGAGACUCUGUGAAACUACCGAUGUUCGACCUUUUUCUACUAGGGUGCGCACCAGACGGCCACAUUGCGUCGUUGUUCCCCAAUUUCCAAGAGAACCUCAGAGAGAAUUUGGCAUGGGUCAUCCCGGUGACCAGUGCUCCCAGUGGACCUUCAAACAGAAUAUCAUUAACAAUUCCUGUGAUCUGCCAUUCUCACCAGGUAACCUUUGUUGUCGAGGGUUCCACCAAAGCCCCAGUUGUAAAAACGAUCAUGGAACGGCCGGAAAAAGGCUUACCCAGUAGUAUUGUUAAUGAGGGAGCCGCUGGACGUGUGGCCUGGUUUGUUGAUGACGAUGCUUUGGCUGACGUCUUUGUUACGAAAAAGAAGUACAAAUUUUUGGUUCACUCGGAAGAGUCCUAG